Molecule: messenger RNA, 4107 nt
Organism: Ylistrum balloti
Lineage: Eukaryota; Metazoa; Mollusca; Bivalvia; Pectinida; Pectinidae
Product: T-cell immunomodulatory protein-like
Exons: 17
Coding region: 1-1815 (604 amino acids)
Cellular component (GO): plasma membrane
Source: RefSeq, a predicted model, not a curated record
AUGUUGCAAAGCAAUGUUUUCUUGUGUAUUAUAAUCAUAAUUGUCUCAAUAUUUUCAACUCCGGCUAGAGCAUCAUUGAGAGAUGUUACUUCAGAGGCUUUUGGACCUAAUUUUAAGGGUGUCACUGCUGCGUUUGGGGAUUUCAAUGCCGAUAAAAACAUUGAUAUUUUUGUGAUAACAGAUGGAGGAACCAGUGUCCAAGUUUUACUUACAUCUAUGGAAAAUGAGCCAUUUAAAAGUGUCACUUUGUUGAAAAACAGCAGCAGCAUUGGAAUUAUCAGCAAUGUAGUUCCUGCUGACUUUGAUGGAGAUACUCAAAUGGAUUUGUUGGUCACUCGUAAAGUCGACACAUCCACAAAAUACAGUGUUAAAGUUCAAAUUUACUGGGGUAUGCUGACCACAGACAGUCUAGAGUCAGAUCCAUUGACAUUAUCAGAAACCUUUGAUGACCAGCCCCUAUUAUUGGAUGCAAAUGGUGAUCUCAUACCUGAUCUUCUUGGUGAGCAGGAUGGAAAUGCCUAUUAUUGGAUAUUCAAUCAGGGAGACAGAGGAAACAUCACCAAGCAGGCUGUCAUUACUCCAUCAGUAAAACUGAAUCUCACGAAGCCUCAGUCCAGUGGUUUUGUGGACGUAGAUGGUGACCUUACAGCAGAUAUAAGUUUGGUGACUGACAAAGGAAUUGAACAGUGGAAUAAUGUGCAUGGUGCAUUCCACACAGAUCACCCUGUUUUUGCAUACCCCUCUGAGAUGAAGGAUGGCACCCGAGGUCAGGCAACAUAUGUGGAUGUUGAUGCAGACAGCAAGGUGGAUGUACUGAUGCCAAGUUGUGAUGGAGAUGUUUGUGACAUCUGGGUCCUCUCAAAGCUUGAAUGGCAUAAACUUGGUGUCAACUUUAACUCGGGUAGCGACACCAUGUGGAGAUUUGUGACUCCUGAAAAGAACCCUUCAGGGAUGGAACAGCUUCCUGUCACAUUGAGAUCUGGGGAUUUUGACUUGGAUGGCUUCCCAGAUCUACUGGCUGUACUCCAACACACCAAGACUGAUGGAGAGUUGUUACAGAGGGCGUACAUUCUGCUGAAUGUUGGAUGUAGUGGAACAGGGUGUGAAAACUUCCCCAGGACGUACAAAGUAUCAUGGACUACUAACCUACAUAGUCAUUCCCACAGAGCUGUACUCGCCACAUUCUUUGAUUACCAGGAAAAUGGUAUCAUGGAUGUCAUGGUGACAACUUACACUAGUAGUAAUCAGUAUCAGAUUCAUAUGAUGCAGCACACGUUUGAACAAGACGCCUGCUUUAUGAAAGUCAUGGUGACCAGUGGGGUUUGUUCAGAUAACUGUCCAGCUCACAGAAAGCCAUAUGGAAUCAACCAGCCAGGUCCAGUAGCUAAGUUUUCUACUUUGGACACUAAUGGAGACCCUCAGGUUGGCGCUGCCACCCAGUUGACGCAGUCAGCAUACUUUUCUCUGCAGCAGCCUUAUAUUGUGUUUGGACUUGGACAGACACCAAACUUUGUAGACAAGUUAUAUGUUGGGAUCCCACAUCCUAAUGGCACGGACGUCAGGACAAGGAGCUGGUCGUCUGUCAUACCAAACUCUCAGCUUGUCGUCAUACCCUACCCUCACGAUGAACCAUCCAGCUGGACAAACAAGCUUUUUGUCACUCCCAGCAAGCUUGUACUGUUGACUGGUGCUGCCCUCUUAGGGACAUGUGGUUUUCUGGCCGCGAUUGUUGGGAUUCUACACUGGAGAGAGAAGGUUGAAGAUAAAAAAGAAAAACUACAAGAUGCCCACAAGUUCCACUUUGAUGCUAUGUAAACCACACAAGGAAAUCCUAACAGUCCUUCAUUCUGUCAGUUCUACCAUGUUGAGGUGAAGGGUUUCACAUGGAUGCCCUGGAUUGUCUGUUUUACUGUUGAGGUAGACGAGAUUCAACAUCUACAACAGUGCAUUUAUCUGGAAUUUUAGAGUCCAGCAAAGAAACAGUUUGAAAUGGAUCCUUUCUGAAAUCUCAUUAUUAGUAUAACCUGACUGUCUUGCUUAUCUCUUUACACUAUCCACAGUAAUCAAGGGGCUUUAAGUGCUAACUUUUUCCGUCCAUAUCAAUAAUGAUUUACAUUCAGUUUCUUCUGUGUUCAUCAUACCAACCUCAUAUGUUUAUUUACAAAAUACAGAUUCGUAUAGUUGUCAUUCUCUGCUGAAUGGUUUUAAUUUGAAUUCCAAUAUUGCCCCAUAAAUAUGUUUUUAGUAUUUUUUUUUCUUCUUUAAGGGAGCUUUUCCUGAUCUGGAACACAAAAUCCCUGAUUAAUGAGUGCAAUAAGUUUUCAAGGGACUGAUUUGAAAAAUUGAAGUCUGAAUUGUGCUUUUCUAAUGUAGGUGUCCAUCACUUGGUUAAGGAUUUCGGUGGGGGAAGGCGGUCACUCCAAUACAAUGGUAUCUGUAGGAUAUUCACGGAUAAGUUUACAGGAUGGGGGAGGGAUAUAACUGUUCUUUUAAAUGUGUCGAUGGUUGUGUAACCUUAAUUAGGCUUUUGUAUAAACAUGUUGGAGUGGGAUGAAGUAUUAUAUAGAAAUAUAAAGGCUAUGCACGUAGGUAAUUUUAAGCAGGUGUUUUAUAUCAUCUGUACAAAUAUGAUGAAGUAAUUUAUUAACAAAUAUAGAGAAAAUGUGUUCAUAUUGAUAAUAGAUGACAUCUGUUGUCUUUCAAGAAAUGUAACAAAUAUUUUGCCUGCCUUCAGAUUGUUUUCUGUUUUAUAGUGAGCUGUGAAAACAUUCCUCUUCUGCUGUGAUAGGUCUUUAUACUGUGUAUGAUCAGUAUUUUGUGAUUGUACAUGUAUUGUGUGGUAGUUAUAAGGUGGAAGUAGUCUGUAAAUUCAGGUACAAAGUUCUGUGAAGUUUCGUUGUAUAGCAGUGAAAAAGUCUACAGUGGUGAGUGACCUACCAUGUUAUAUGGUAUUCAAAAUUGCAAAACUGACACAGAUACAUAUGAAUUUUAAUGUCUGGUAUUCAAAAUGACAAAUGUGUGUAGUCAUAUGUGAAGUACAAGACUGUAAGGAUGUAUGGCUGUCAAGAUAUCAGAGUUGAAUGUAAAUUCAAGUACAUUAUUCUGUGAAGUUUAAAUGAAUGACUAUACAGUUGUUAGAAUUGUGAAGUCAGAAUGAGAGAGUCUUGAGUGAAGUGCAUUGUGAAUGCAUUUUAGAUGUAUGGUAGUCAAAAUGUGAGUCAUGUCGGAAGAUUUAAUGUGUGAUAUACAGUUUGUAUGGGAUUAACUUCAGGUUACAUUUUACUUUGUCAUUUGAUGACAAGCAUCAUUUUCUUAGAUGAUAACUAGUAUUUGAAUGUAAAAAAAAAACUCAUUCAGACAAUAAUUAUCAGAUGUAUUUUACAGAUUUCCUUCAAUUUGGAAUGAACUGAUGACAAAUUUCAGAGAACAAAAAUGCUCAGUGUAUGAAUAUGUAGUGAAGAACUUUCUUAGAGUUGAAAGUUUCAGUGACUGGGGCCACAGCUUGUGUAGUUCACGAGGACUUUAUGACAUGAAAUGUGAACAUGUCUGUAGAAGUUUGGUCGGACAGUCAAAUUAGCUAUUUUAUUUUCAAGCUACAAAGGUAGCAGUAUGAAAAUAUUGUAAAAAAGAAAUGAAAUUUGAAUAACAUGUAUGAUGAUAAUGAUUUAGUAUUCUUGAAAGGUAAAAACUUAAUUUACUGUUUAAACCAAAAAAAUCACUGAAAUUGUUUAUUCAUUAACAACAUACAGGUGUAUAAGUAAUCAGUGUUAAGGUGUUUGUCUAAACAUACCAUAUGGAAGAAAAUGUAAUUGAUUUAAUAUAGCAAGUGAACACAUGGGAGAGAGCAGAAAAAGUUGUGGUGCUUGUUGGGUAGAUAAUUUCGUCAGUGUUUUUCCUUGUUAUGUCCUGUCUACUCUCAUUUUUAUGUGUAUGUAUGUAUAUUUAUUGCAUAAAAUCUGUAUGCUUUUGUUAAGUUUUUACACAGCCAUUUUAUUUGUGUAUCCAUGGUUAUAUGUAUGUACAGGUGGGUGCUUUGAAAAAGGAAAACUUAUUUAAUAAUAAAUGACACUUGUAAUGAUGAGCAAUAAAAUAUUUAUUUGAUCAAAA